AUUGCGUUCCGUUACAACUCCAAACAUUUGCAGGAAUGAACACGGAAAAAUUUUCCCUUUGAUUGGUUCAAAAACCAUAUAGCUUCUAAUGUAUCAAAACUGUAGCUUAUUUGAACAACCUGUUUGAAAUAUUUUUCUUCUUUGUAAUAACUUCUUAGUAAAAAUAUAUUUCUCAAUAAUAUAACAGCGUUCUUCAAUUAUAGAAAACUGCUUCCUGUUGCGAUCAAUAAUAAUUGCACAAUUUCUUCAGUUUUCAAAAAAUUUCUUUAGAUUUUAAAAAUUUUUUAUUGCGCCUUUCACAAUUCCUUCAACUCCAAGUACCAAUUAAAGUACCAACCAAUUAGUCGAUAAUUUUUGUUCAUAAUUUUCAGUACUUUUCUUUCUCUCAUUAAAUUAUUCAUCUAAUUCUUUCAGAACUUAAUCUUAAAAAAAUUCGGAAGGCUUAUAGUCCAUAAAAAAGAGUAUACAGAUGAGACGUGAACAAACGUGCGUUCAUAUCAAACAAUCGAAGUUGCAAUUUUAAAAACCCUAAUAAAAAUUGCAGCAGUCGCUUUAUUUUCAUAUCUUGUCGAUUCAGUUUUUCUGAGACUGAAAGUGACACACUCCAAGUAUGUCCAAUAAGUUGACGAGUGCUGUUCAAAAUUUGUCGCUUCUGGAGAUGGCGACUAAUUACAGUUAUGUCAACCUGUCCGCUACUGCAGUCGCCACGGGGGGAAAGAUCCAGGGUAAGGGAGAGGGAACAGGGACUGGUGCAAGUGCAAUGUCUGGCUACCUGUUCUUUGCGCUCUACAUGACCGAGUUCCUCAUUGGACUUCUUGGAAACAGUGUGGUGCUGGUGGUGCUGAGUAUGUCUCGUCUGAAGAAAAGUCCGACGAUAGCCUACAUGUUGAAUUUGAGUGUGGCAGACCUGCUGGUGUGUGUCUUCGUCAUCCCCCCUACAGCUUACACCCUCUGUUUCCUCAACUCCCCCUGGCCAUUCGGACUAUACUACUGCAAGUUCUAUGGCAUGAUCCAGACACUGGUGGUGUUUGUGUCCAUAUACACUAUGGUCCUCAUGUCCCUGGACAGAUUCAUGGCCGUCGUUCAUCCAAUUACCUCCAUGCAGUUCAGGUCGUAUGAGAUCGGGAAGCGGAGCAGUUGUGCUGUUUGGCUGGUGUGGGGGCUGUUCACUCUCCCACUCACCUUCAUCACCGACUCGGAGGGGGGCCAGUGCACUCUGGCCUGGCAACUCUGGUUCCACCAUCAGACACAACAAGAGCGAGCGUUCAAAGUGUUCGUGGAGUUGAUUUUCCUGUUCGGAUAUCUCGUGCCCCUGCUAGUCAUAGUGGUGCUCUACCGGAAACUCCUGCAGUCGCUGUGGCAGCGCAACGACCAGCUGCCUCACAGACACACUUCGCAGAGCUACGAGAGAGGCAAGAGGCGAACGACAAAACUCGUCAUCAUUGUCGUCACAAUGUUCUCCGCUUGCGUUUUACCUUAUAUGCUGAUCAACCAACUGUGGGCGUGGUGGGACAACUGGACCCAAUUGGUCUCCUCCCCCGAGGCCUGGGUGCGUCUCUGUUACUUCCUGUUCUACGUCAACAACAUCUGCAACCCAUUUGUGUACACCAUCCAGUCGGAAACAUUCCGAGAUCACCUGACGAAUACGAUUCCUCGAUCCAGACGGGCACUGGAAUGGCUACUGAGAAGUGAUCCAGCCCCAGUUGAGACAGUUGCUCUGGUGGAGUGUACCAACCAUCAUGGUACAUCAGACAACAACCACUCCGGAGCAAACAGUCACAACGGCAACGGACGUCCACGCCAGGCUUCCAAUGGAUGCCGUCGAAACAUCAAUAGCAACAGCAACAGUAACAACAACAACAACUGACGAGAGAGCGUGAUCACCAUCCGAAUCAACCGACUCAAAAAUACUUUGUUAAUUUUAAUUGAGUUUGAUGCAAAAUAAAAUUAAAGAGAGCUUGAGUCCCUUUUCGAUUUUUCGUCCUCCAUUUUUGCAAUGUGUUUUGUGUAAAUUUGUCAUGCGCUCCAUGUCUAUUUAAAAAUCAAGUAUGCCAGCGUUGGGUUUAAGGGAGGGUAUUCAAUAUCCUGGUCGCUUCAUAAUCUUAAAUGGGUUUACUGAUUAUUUAAACUAACAUUUUGCAUGUGUUAACUUGCUUUGGCAGUGCAAAUACUCAUACUUCGGUAAAUGCUUCAGUAAAUUUCAAUUGGAAAACAAUUUUUGUAAAAAAUGCUUUUAAUUUUUGUUGUUUGUUUUUCGUUUUUGUAU
This is a messenger RNA of Symsagittifera roscoffensis, 2266 nucleotides long. Its product is annotated as allatostatin-A receptor-like. Gene Ontology annotation, biological process: neuropeptide signaling pathway. Bases 611 to 1867 code for a protein of 418 amino acids. The record is from RefSeq and is a predicted model, not a curated record. Gene Ontology annotation, molecular function: G protein-coupled peptide receptor activity. The transcript is spliced from 8 exons. NCBI's taxonomy places the organism in Eukaryota, Metazoa, Xenacoelomorpha, Acoela, Convolutidae. Gene Ontology annotation, cellular component: plasma membrane.